AUGUCGGCCUCUACCGGUUCCACCUUGAACAACGUCCCUCUCUCGGUCAUUGUUAAGCCUCCUCCCCACAUCCUGGCUGGGAACAGCGUCAAGAUUCCAGCCGUGGUUCAAUACGGGCCUAUGCCCGCCAGCCAGGCUCCCCCCGAGGUCCACGGUCUGCUGCAACUCGUGGACGCAGCUACAGACGCACCCAUCAACGAUGAUCGGUCGCCGAUCGCGAAGCAGCAAGGCCAUCUCAAAACAGCCGUAACCGUACAUGGGGACGGAAAUACCUCUUUCUUGAUACUCUUCCAUGAUAUCACCUUCCCGAAGUCCGGCACAUACAAAAUUGCCAUUUCUGUUUUGUCGUCCACUGAGGAUGAAAAUGGAAUUCCACAGGCGAUUAAGCUAGGCGAUGUCAAGACGGGCGUGGUCAAUGUUGGGCAAGUGGGUGGCAACGAGACUCAUACGGCCGAGGAGCAAGGCGUUAUCAACAUGUUGGCAAGCAUGGGAGUCAAGGGCGCUAGAUAA
This is a messenger RNA of Sordaria macrospora k-hell, 510 nucleotides long. RefSeq lists its product as uncharacterized. The record is from RefSeq and is a predicted model, not a curated record. NCBI's taxonomy places the organism in Eukaryota, Fungi, Ascomycota, Sordariomycetes, Sordariales, Sordariaceae.